GUCCGCCCUUAGGUCCCGGACCCGCCGCCACCAUCACCGCCGAUUAAGGCUCAGACGCUGCCCGGCUCUCCUACUUUCAGAGGAGAUGAUGGAUUGCUCCUACGACGAUGAUCUGGACGAGCUUUGCCCAGUCUGCGAGGACAAGGUAUCCGGUUACCAUUACGGACUGCUCACCUGCGAGAGUUGCAAGGGGUUCUUCAAGAGAACGGUGCAGAAUAACAAGCACUACACGUGUAUGGGGAGCCAGAAUUGCAAGAUCGACAAGACACAACGCAAGAGGUGUCCCUAUUGCCGGUUCCAGAAGUGCCUUGUGGUGGGCAUGAAACUCGAAGCCGUGCGUGCCAACCGCAUGCGGGGUGGCUGGAACAGGUUCAGGCCCAUGUACAAGCAGGACCGAGCCAUGAAACAGCAGAAGAAGGCGCUGAUCCACGCCAACAGCUUCAAACUGGAGACGGCGGCCCAGCCGCCCAUCGUGUCCCCGGUGCAGGCGGUGGAGGAGUCCGGCGGGCUGUUGGCCUCACUGCACGGCCUGAACCAACACCACCAGCCUGAGGUGGCAAAGGGGCUACCCCCACCCAGCAGCAGCAGCUCCAGCAGUGGCGGUGGCAGCGGGAUAAGCAGCUCCACCGCCAUAACGCCCAUUGACUAUGAGUGCAGCUCCUACGGGACGCCCGCGCUGGCCAUGCCGGUGCCCUCGGGUCACGGGCCGCUCUCAGGUUACCACUACCCGCCCUUCGCCAGCUGGGCCAUCAAGCCUGAGUUCCUGGACCCAUACGUGAUGCAUCCAAACGAGGCAGCCCCGCCGUACCCCUACCCAGAGGUCUACCCCAGCGGCGGCUCCCCAGCCACUGGGGCCGACAUGCCUGACAUGAUCCUGAAGUUGCUGGAGCAGGAGCCCGACGAGGUGCAAGUCAAGGCCUGCAUCCUGUCCUGCCUGCAGGAGGAGGAGAGCAAGGGCCUCCACAACAAGCUCAGUGCCUUUGGCCUCAUGUGUAAGAUGGCAGAUCAGACCCUCUUCGCCAUCGUGGAGUGGGCACACAGCUGCAUCUUCUUCAAAGAUCUGGAGGUGGGUGACCAGAUGAAGCUGCUGCAGAACUGCUGGAGUGAGCUGCUGGUCUUUGACCACAUUUUCCGCCAAGUGCAUUAUGGGAAGGAGCACAGCAUCCUGCUGGUGACAGGCCAGGAGGUGGACAUGUCGACCGUUGCCAUGCAGGCGGGAUCCAUCCUGAACAACUUGGUGCUGAGAGCGCAGGAACUGGUGCUUCACUUCCAUUCUCUCCAGGUGGACAGGCAGGAGUUUGUCUGCUUGAAGUUCCUCAUCCUCUUCAGCCUUGAUGUGAAAUUCGUGGAGAAUUCAAGUGUGGUGAAGGAAGCCCAGGAAAAGGCCAACGCAGCCCUGAUGGAGUACACCCUCUGCAACUACCCACACGCCACAGACAAGUUCCGCCAGCUUCUGAUGCAGCUGGCUAACGUCCGGUCCCUGAGCAUGCAAGCGGAGGAGUACCUGUACCACAAGCACCUGAGCGGGGACGUGCCCUGCAACAGCCUCCUGAUUCAAAUGCUCCAUGCCAAGCGGACAUGAGAGCGCAAAGCAAGGCUCUCUGUCCCCCCUUCGUCUGGGGAAGAGACUCACGGCAGCAGAGGUGCA
Molecule: messenger RNA, 1648 nt
Organism: Podarcis raffonei (Aeolian wall lizard)
Lineage: Eukaryota; Metazoa; Chordata; Lepidosauria; Squamata; Lacertidae
Product: steroidogenic factor 1-like
Exons: 6
Coding region: 86-1582 (498 amino acids)
Biological process (GO): regulation of transcription by RNA polymerase II; tissue development; hormone-mediated signaling pathway
Cellular component (GO): RNA polymerase II transcription regulator complex
Molecular function (GO): nuclear receptor activity; zinc ion binding; RNA polymerase II cis-regulatory region sequence-specific DNA binding
Source: RefSeq, a predicted model, not a curated record